GCCGAACAAAUCCACCACAUUUGCAACAAGAAUCUCUUGUAACAUGGAAAAUGAUGGGCUGGGAUUAAGAGGAAGAAAGCAUUGAAGAAAAAUAAAAAAACCCUACUGUUUUUGGGGCGCGUCGGUUGGCGACUCCGAUCCCAAUUUUUACCUUUGAAUUAUAUACGUACUCAAAUAUACCGUCGAAGUUGUAGAAAAAUGUUCUUUUUUGAGAUUCAACGCAUUCAGGAAUAAUAACCUCCUGUCGUCGUCACUCGUCACACUGUAAUUCUUCGAGGAAUCGGAAGUUAUUCAACUGCUCCACUCCAGUUGUCGAAUGCAGCGCUGCUAAGGAUAACGUCUUGCUAAAAAGUGUUGUUAGGACGACAUGAGCCUGGCAUGCCUCGUGUGCCAUGGAGAAAGCCCAUCACAUUCCUUCCGGAGCUGCUCUGUGUCAAGUUCAGACAGCGAAGGAAGAUGCUCAUCGAUCGCCAAUUGUUUGGCCAGGGCUUCGCUCCCGCAUCCUCGAUCCAACCACGGAUUUGCAUCAUCUAAAGUGAUGCCUCAACCUCCUACUCCAACUGGCGCUCCAAGACUCGUCCGGAGCCAUGCAGUCAGACGGGACAUUGUUAGAGACUGGAAUUUCGACGAAGUGCGUUUGGAACGUUAGUCCCGACGAUGCAUCGAUGCCAUAGUUAGCCUACAAGAUGGAAGCUUAACAUCGCCAUGUUUCUGUCUCGAAGCUUUUAUGUAGCUAGAAAUUUCAAAAAUCCGAUCUUUGUGUUUGUAACGUUGUGUAGCCGUUGGAUAUUCGAUCGUUGUCGUUACUUCUUUGGAUCGAUCUGAGUAAAUUUAAAUUCAAUUCAAAUUUCUGUUUUAGAAAGUUCCAAGAUCGA
This is a messenger RNA of Andrographis paniculata, 875 nucleotides long. RefSeq lists its product as uncharacterized. NCBI's taxonomy places the organism in Eukaryota, Viridiplantae, Streptophyta, Magnoliopsida, Lamiales, Acanthaceae. The transcript has 2 exons. The record is from RefSeq and is a predicted model, not a curated record. Bases 368 to 649 code for a protein of 93 amino acids.